GGCCACCGGGUUUCGGCUUUUCGCCAGGUCCUCAACGUUCUUGGGUGCAUCUUGGCGGUUCCGCUCUAUUAUCUCACAACAGCACACACUCGGUAUCCAGUCACGCUGGAUAUCAUCAUCACCAUCGCCUUUACCGAAUUGAACCGGUAUGUCAUCGAGGGAUGUCGAAUCGCCUUUCAAGGCCGGCAAAGAUCAGGUCGUGACACGGCGUCGCUGUCGGAGAAGUGGGACGAGAAGGCGGCUUGGUACUUGGAAAACCAGCCAGAAACGCCGAAGCUGGAGUGUUUGGCGGCGGUAGUAGGUUGGAGAGAAGAUCCUGGCCUGUAUGCGCGCGCACUGGAGAGCUACAAGUCGUCGAAGGCAUGCGUGUUCCUGCUCGCGGGUAUCGAUGGCGACGAGGCGGAAGAUGAGGACAUGGUCCGAGUUUUCAAAAAGGUGUAUCCAGAGCACUCGGCCGUGAUCGAUAUCCCGGAGCCUCUUGGAGACAUUGCCGAGAGUGUUCGCGCCAAAGUCAUCGCCCAGGGUCGCCAUCACCAAGACCCAGUUAGCGACGACGAGGUCGACGCCGUCGCGAUGCAGUACUGCAUUGAGCUGGCGAAAUCCAUUCUGGUCCAGCACAAUCUGCGGAUCGGGGCGCCGGACGGGGUGCGACACCUGUGCCUCAAGCAGCGCCACAUGCACAAGAAGGGCAUCAUGUUCACGACGUUCGUCUUCUCCCUCGUCAUCGCCGACAUCCUGGGUGUCGAGUUUCUGUGGUCCUCGGACUCGGACACCAUCGUCUUUCCGGACUCGCUCGAGGGCACCAUCAACACGUUCGCAGCAGAUCCCGACGCAGGAGGAGCCAGUUCCGGCUUGGUCGUGCACAAUGCCGAGGAGACCACGGUCACGAAGCUGGCAUCUGCCGUCUACUGGGGCGAGCUGUACCUCACACGCUCCACCCCGGCCUGCACCGGGACGAGCGACUGCCAGAGCGGCCCGAGCACGGCCUUCAGACUGGCCGCCUUGCCCGACAUCCUGAUCCCCUGGUACCUCCAGAGGGCUCUCGGCAAGCGCAUGAUCGUGAACGAGGACCGCCAUCUGACCACGAACUUGCUACUCCGUGGGUGGAAGGUCAUGUUUGCCUCGGACGUGCUCACCGCAACAGACACGCCUACCACCAUGUCCCGGUGGCUGAAACAACAGGUCCGGUGGGCGAGGGCAACGCAUAUCGAGUCGCUGCUGCACCCCCGCGUCUAUGCUACCAGCCACCCGCUCCUCUUCUACGGUAUGGCCAAGCGGGAGUUCGGUCCGGCCAUUGGCGCGAUCGCCAUCAUCUGGUAUUUCUUUACGUCGCAGCAACUGGUCGUCUUUUCUGUCAACGACCUCGUCUGCCGGGUGCUGGUCGGCUCUUGCUACAACAUUCUCAGGAACCCUGACCGGCUGAAGGGAGGAGACCUUCUUUGGAUCCUCCCUAGUAUCUUGUUCUACUACAUUCCACUUCCGGCCGUUCACCUCUGGAGCAUGAUGACGAUGGGCGCCGAUGGGUGGGGCACUAGCAUGAGGGCCAGUGGUGAGCGAGCUCGAAAGGAAUCCUUGAGGAGGGCAUGGUUCGAGACGGGCUUCUUCGUCGUGUGGAUGGGAAUACUGGGCGGCGUUGUGGCAAAGGUUCUCGGGGCGUACCUUGGUAUGGUCUGGCAUGAGAGAAUGGCGGCGAUCCUGGUCAGCGUUGCCAUCUCAUCAUUUGGGACUUGGAGCAUCACGAUCGGAGUAUCUUAG
Messenger RNA from Thermothelomyces thermophilus ATCC 42464, 1755 nucleotides. Its product is annotated as glycosyltransferase family 2 protein. The transcript is spliced from 2 exons. NCBI's taxonomy places the organism in Eukaryota, Fungi, Ascomycota, Sordariomycetes, Sordariales, Chaetomiaceae. The annotation marks the transcript as partial. Gene Ontology annotation, molecular function: hyaluronan synthase activity. The record is from RefSeq and is a predicted model, not a curated record. Gene Ontology annotation, biological process: extracellular matrix assembly; hyaluronan biosynthetic process.